GCUUCUGACACCGUCCAAUCCAGUUUUCAGUGUCCAUUAUUAAGUCACCUCGAUGUUCACCAUCUCUCUUCGCAAUAUCCAAGAGUCCACCUUAUAAACAAACAUCAGCAGUCUUUUUCCCUUCUGAAAAAUAACUGACACCAAUAGUUAUAAGUUAUGGUUAAUUUGCCUAUUUAAGGACCUCCGUCCUUCAGUAGUAGUACAUCUGAUAUUUUUCUACCUUAAUUUAAUCAAACCAUAUCAUUUUAAAAAUCCUCUUAAUCCCAGGCAGACUCCUCCCUCCUUCAUCCUUGCCGACUUACAGACUUUGGCGGUGUACUUAUUCUUCUUCAUCUCGAUCGCUUCCCCACGGUUACACCGCCACAGCCCCACGUGACCGCCUUCCCUUUAUAUAUAAACUCACCGUACCGUACUAUUCCGACCCGGAAUCCGUUCCAUCUGUCUUUUUUUUUUUUUUUUCUGUAUCUGCCCCUUCAACAAACCAAAAUGGCUAGACUUAUUCAUCAUCAUUACUCAUUUCCUCUUCUUUUUGUAAUCUGCAUGUAUGCAGCUUUCCUUUCUGGGGUAUAUUCUGCGACAUUUACGUUGGUAAACCAGUGCAGCUAUACCGUGUGGCCGGGGUUAUUAUCCGGUGCCGGAACAUCUCAACUCCCGUCGACGGGUUUAGUUCUCAACCCCGGGGAAUCAACCUCCGUUCCCGUCCCUGCCGGAUGGUCCGGAAGGAUAUGGGGCCGGACCUUCUGCGGCGAAGACCCCACCACCGGGAAAUUCACCUGCGUCACCGGCGAUUGCGGCUCCGGUACACUCGAAUGCAAUGGCGGCGGUGCCGCCCCGCCGGCGACCCUCGCGGAGUUUACCCUCAACGGAGCCGGCGGGCUGGACUUCUACGACGUGAGCUUGGUGGACGGGUAUAACCUGCCCAUGUUGGUGGUCCCACAAGGCGGUGGAUCCGGUGGGAACUGCACGGCCACCGGUUGCGUUAGUGAUCUCAAUGCCGGUUGCCCGUCAGACCUUAAGAUGAUCGGAACGGGAACGAACGUGGCCGGGGAGUGCGUGGCUUGCAAAAGCGCGUGCGAAGCGUUCGGGGACCCAAGGUAUUGCUGCAGCGGAGACUAUUCGACGCCGCAGACAUGCGGGCCCAGCUCGUACUCUGAGUACUUCAAGAGCGCGUGCCCACGAGCAUACAGCUACGCCUACGACGACGGCACCAGCACCUUCACUUGCGCCGCCGCGGAUUACAUCAUCAAUUUCUGCCCAACUCCAGCUGCCAGUCAAAAAACAAGUGGAUCCCAAUCGGUCCAAACCGGCGGUGGAGGAAGGGAAGUUCCAUUGGUCACAAGCGGCAGCGAUUCUUUAAACCGGAGUCCAUUCUUCCGGUUUGUCCCGUGUUUCAUCGCUACUCUCUUGGUGGUUUUGGCAGUUUUCGGCGGUUGAGCUGCCGAUUCCCAUUUUUGGCCGACCAGAAAUUGUUAAACCACACUCAUCAUCGAAAAGAAAAUGAAUUAGAUAUUUUACAUUUGGUAGUAUACAUACACGACACGAGAGGCAGAAGAUAUUUCUAAGCCCAUUUCCACAUCGGAGUAAUUUUGGGCCUUUGUAUUGUAAGGGUCCACAAGAGAUUUGACGAGUGCAAGUGUGCAACAUAGCCAGCUUUGAAGGUGAAAGGGGAUUUUUUGUUUUGUUUUUUUUUUUUAACCAAAUGUGAAAUUGUCCCAAGGACAAGGAAGAAGAAUAUUGAAGAAAGAACGGGCUGCAGAGUUCAGACAAGUGAAGAAGGCCAACAACAACAUUAUCGAAUUUGGAACCGUCAAAAUGAAUAUGAUGAAGAAAGAGGUUGACAAUUUUGCCGCCAUAGUUGAUUUUAUCCCUACCCUUUAUAUUAGUUGUCUUUCUCAUCAAUUAUCAUUGGUUUGGGAUUGAAUGGGGAAUUGAAGGGAAGCAAAUUGGACGAUGGAUAGGUAGGCGGCUGCAAGCUGGUGUUUAGCGAACUAAUUCAUUGCUAACUUUGGCUUGAAUUUCUUGUCUUGUCCAUUGGGAUUGGCUGCAACUAAUCAAAUUAUCUUCUCAUUCUUUAUUUUGGGUUCGGGACAACGAUGUAUUUGAUGUGAUUUAUAAGAAGAAGAAUCAUCGAUUUCUUUUCUUUUUUUUUUUUUUUUCAAUUGAAAAUGAAUGUAAAAUAAUGUUGGUUAGCCACUUCCGGAUAUUUCAUUGACUCGAAUUCUAUUGCACAACAACAAAUUGUGAUGACAAUAUCGUACAAUAUUCAUUAUUGCCAAUUUGAAAACUCCCUUUCUUGUGUAG
Molecule: messenger RNA, 2301 nt
Organism: Oldenlandia corymbosa var. corymbosa
Lineage: Eukaryota; Viridiplantae; Streptophyta; Magnoliopsida; Gentianales; Rubiaceae
Source: the annotation of a GenBank genome assembly